UCUCAUCGAAACGCCGUCUACCCCGGCCGAUGAUGGUGAGCCAGUCGAGUCCACGGUGGACCCUCUGCCCGAUAAUCCGACUCCUAUCCCUGAAUUGUCGACCUCUGCCUCAUCGACUUCAGCCUCGUCCACGACCUUCGUCCCUGUCGAGCCUGAGCCAACAUCGACUCCCAGCGACACACCAGAUACCGUGCCUACAUCGCCCCCUGUUGAGACACCAGAGCCAGAGCCGACAUCUCCGCCUCUCGAGACCCAGGAACCGGUGCCAACCUCACCACCCGUGGAAGAGCCAGAGCCAGUACCAACAACACCAUCAGUGGCGCCGCCCCCCCCCUUCUCAACAGCAAGCCCUUCUCCUGCACCGACCACCGUCCCCAAAAAAGAGCAAGAUGCCCGCGACACGCUUCAGUUUGCCAAAGACAAGAACGCCCUGUACGACACCCUCCAGCCCGGCGACGCCUGCACAGACGUCAACGCACCAGCCUGCGUCCACGGUGAUCACUACAGGUGCACGGACAGCGGGACUUGGGAGCUCAGCGAGCGCUGUCCAGACGGCACUAGCUGUUUUGCCGUGCCAUCAGGCGAGCUGGACCGCACCGUUCGCGUCGGCUGCAUGGACGCGGAUGAAGCAAAGAAGAAGCUCGGAGAGGACGAGGAGCCCACCACAGAGGUGCCCCAACCAGAGCCAACGGACCCCGUGGCAGAGGAGCCCGAGGUUGUCACGACGACAAAGACCUCCACCAAAGUCAUUACGCGCACCGCUCUCCCAGCGCCCGUCGAGACUACGCCUACUCCUGAGGACUCGGGCGAAGAGUCCACGCCCGAGGCGCCUUUCCCCCCGGUACAACAAGAGCCCACGUCCGAACCAGUCGUGCCGGAGCCUGAGCCGACCCCUGCGCCAAGUCCCGUCGACGAGCCAGAGCCGUCCACCACGCCCCCCUCCAACACGUUUACGCAGGUUGUCGAGGAGCCAGACGACGGCAAGGUCAGGAUCACCCUAGUCGAUGGAGCCACGUACCCGCCCUUGCCGGGUGCCACGUCGUCACCAGAGGAAGAACAGGGUGCGUUGAAUAACGGCAGCGGUGGCAACGACGAGCAAAUACCUGAUUUUGAGACGACGGUGAUCGUGGGCGGCACGCCGACUGUGUCUCUCUGGUUCACCGUGACGUCCAUGGAGACAACGACGUCCACCGAGACGGAGACAGAGACACAGACAGCGACGGUCACAGCUACGCUGAUCCUUCCAGGAUAA
Messenger RNA from Emericellopsis cladophorae, 1252 nucleotides. RefSeq lists its product as uncharacterized. Lineage: Eukaryota; Fungi; Ascomycota; Sordariomycetes; Hypocreales; Bionectriaceae. The annotation marks the transcript as partial. The transcript has a single exon. The record is from RefSeq and is a predicted model, not a curated record.